GAAAAGGGCUGCUUGUUUUUGGUGCGAGACUAAUGCAGUCCAGGGACGAGAACCAAGAGCAAAGACCAAAACCCACUGGGACAAACGGGUGUCAGAAUGGCUCAGCCGUUACUAAAUGACCAGAGGAGCAUCCUUCUUAUUCCAAAUAAGGCUGAAAGGGAUUCACAAACUUCACUCAUAGCUGCAUGUUUCAACUUCAUCAACUCCAUAAUCGGAUCUGGAAUUAUAGGGUUACCGUAUGCUCUGAACCAGGCUGGAUUCCCUUUUGGACUCCUGCUGCUCAUCCUGGUGGCCUUCAUCACAGACUACUCCAUCAUUUUGCUGAUCAAAGGAGGGAACCUCUCAGGGACCAACACCUACCAGUCUCUGGUGCAGACCUCUUUCGGAUUUCCUGGCUUCAUCAUCGUUUCUGUGCUGCAGUUUCUGUAUCCUUUCAUCGCGAUGAUCAGCUACAGCAUCACGACGGGAGACACGCUAACUAAAGUGUUCCAGAGACUAUCAGGAGUCGAUCCAGACCACAUCCUCGCCAAUCGUUACUUUGUGAUCCUGCUGUCAACUGUGCUGUUCACGCUUCCGCUGUCCCUCUAUCGGAAUGUCCAAAGGCUCGGGAAGGUCUCUUUUCUCUCAAUGGUGCUCACUCUCUUCACUGUCAUCGCCGUCAUUAUCAGAGCAGCUUCGCUCGGACCUCAAAUCGCGCCGUCAGAGGACGCAUGGACAUUCGCCAAGUGGAACGCAGUGCAAGCCGUUGGUGUGAUGUCUUUCGCCUUCAUAUGUCACCACAACAGCUUCCUGAUCUACGGCUCACUGGCGCAGCCCACGCUGGCUAACUGGCAGCGGGUCACUCAUAUUUCUGUGGGCUCAGCGCUGGUCAUCAGUGCUGCCUUCGCUGUUGCAGGCUACAUGACCUUCACCGGGUACACGCAAGGGGACAUCUUUGAAAACUACUGUCGCGACGAUAACCUGGCUACUUUUGGACGACUGUGCUUCGGCCUCAGCAUUAUAACCACAUUUCCUCUUGAGUGCUUUGUGACACGAGAGGUUGUUUCAAAUGCACUUGGGCAGCGGGAACUUUCAAAUGUACAGCACAUGGCUGUCACAACAUUCAUCAUUGUGGCCUGCACGGCGAUGUCUUUGGCAUUUGACUGCCUGGGAGUCGUCCUGGAGUUGAACGGUGUGUUGAGUGCUACCCCUCUCAUCUUCAUCCUUCCAGCUGCCUGCUUCAUCAAACUCAAUGGCGGGCGGUUGUUUCAGAAGGCAAAUGUCAUGCCCAUCAUGUUGAUUGUACUUGGCGUUUUUGUCAUGAUCACAGGGUUGACCAUGGCUGGCCUGAACACCCAGGACUGUUCUCACGGCGUUGAGAUGUUUUACUGUGCUGAUGCCAAUGUCUCUGCCACCUUAGGUCCUGUAUGACAUAUGUCAUCUGCUACCUCUUCUUGUCCUACUGUACAUUGAUCGAUCAUUUACUGUAUCCAUGAACUUCAUUGACCGCCAACAAUUUUGUCUCCUCUUCAUCCGUGCCGAACUCUGCUUCCAAUAUUUGUUUCCAGUCACACUGUAGGUCGAACUACACUCCUAUCAAACUUCCUGUUAACUAUACUGCUGUUUGCUACUCAUCUGUCACAGAUCGACCGUGACAGUCGUCUCCACCUGAUCAACCCUGCCUGCACUCUC
This is a messenger RNA of Synchiropus splendidus (mandarinfish), 1671 nucleotides long. It is a transcript of the gene slc38a11, whose product is annotated as solute carrier family 38 member 11. The coding region runs from base 97 to 1410 and encodes 437 amino acids. NCBI's taxonomy places the organism in Eukaryota, Metazoa, Chordata, Actinopteri, Syngnathiformes, Callionymidae. The transcript is spliced from 12 exons. Gene Ontology annotation, molecular function: amino acid transmembrane transporter activity. Gene Ontology annotation, biological process: amino acid transmembrane transport. The record is from RefSeq and is a predicted model, not a curated record.